This is a messenger RNA of Camelina sativa (false flax), 3279 nucleotides long. Its product is annotated as protein NAP1. Gene Ontology annotation, biological process: cell morphogenesis; cortical actin cytoskeleton organization; cell migration. The record is from RefSeq and is a predicted model, not a curated record. Gene Ontology annotation, cellular component: SCAR complex. Lineage: Eukaryota; Viridiplantae; Streptophyta; Magnoliopsida; Brassicales; Brassicaceae.
UACAUCUUGUUGCACGAAGACUACCAGUUGUAUGUUUUACCCCGUGUGUUAGAAUCAAAGAAGAUGGCGAAGUCUGGUCGGACUAAACAAAAGGAAGCUGAUCUAGAAUAUAGUGUAGCAAAGCAAGUUGAGAAAAUGAUCAGUGAGGUGCAUGAGCAAGCACUGCAAUUAUGUGAUACCAUACACCGAGAAAGGAGAAUAUUGCUGAAGCAGGAAAUAGGUCGGAUGGUUUUAUUUUUCACUGAUCAACCAAGUUUGCUGGCGCCAAACAUUCAGAUGGUAUUCUCUGCAUUGGCUUUGGCCCAAUCUGAGGUUCUCUGGUAUUUUCAACAUGCUGGUAUUGCAUCUUCAAGAUCCAAGGCUGCUCGAGUGAUACCAGUUGACAUAGAUCCAAAUGAUCCUACCAUUGGCUUCCUGCUCGACGGAAUGGACCGUCUCUGCUGUUUAGUGCGCAAGUACAUCUCAGCUGCUCGAGGUUAUGCACUAUCAUACCUUUCUUCAUCUGCUGGAAGGAUUCGUUACCUGAUGGGCACUCCUGGAAUUGUGGCUCUGGACCUUGAUCCUACCUUGAAAGGCCUUUUCCAGCGUAUUGUGCAACAUCUCGAAAAUAUACUCAAAGCGCAGGGAGAAAAUGUUUCUGCAAUCACAUGUGACCUAUCUGAAUUCCGGAAAGAUUGGUUGUCCAUUCUGAUGAUUGUCACUUCUUCUCGAUCAUCGAUAAACAUCAGGCAUCUGGAAAAAGCCACUGUCUCUACUGGGAAGGAGGGCUUGCUAUCGGAAGGAAAUGCUGCAUAUAAUUGGUCCAGAUGUGUUGAUGAGUUGGAGUCUCAAUUAUCAAAGCAUGGAAGUCUGAAGAAAUUAUAUUUCUACCAUCAACACCUCACAACUGUUUUCAGAAAUACAAUGUUUGGACCAGAAGGACGUCCUCAGCAUUGUUGUGCAUGGCUCAGUGUGGCUAGUAGUUUUCCGGAAUGUGCUUCACUAAUAAUUCCUGAGGAGGUUACCAAAUUCGGGAGAGAUGCAGUGCUUUAUGUAGAGUCUCUUAUUGAAUCAAUAAUGGGGGGACUGGAGGGCCUAAUAAAUAUUCUUGAUUCAGAAGGCGGGUUUGGCGCUCUAGAAUCUCAGCUUCUUCCAGAACAAGCUGCAGCUUAUCUGAAUAAUGCAUCAAGAAUUUCUGCUCCUUCAAUGAAAUCCCCCAGAGUUGUAGGCGGGUUUACUUUACCCGGCCAUGAGAGCUAUCCUGAGAAUAAUAAGUCUAUUAAGAUGUUGGAAGCUGCAAUCCAAAGAUUGACUAAUCUGUGUUCAAUUCUGAACGACAUGGAGCCUAUUUGUGUUAUAAACCACGUAUUUGUGCUAAGAGAGUACAUGAGAGAAUGCAUUCUUGGGAACUUCAAGAGAAGAUUUCUUACUGCACUGCAAACCGAUAACGAUCUUCAGCGGCCUUCUGUUUUGGAAUCUCUUAUCAGGCGGCAUAUGAGCAUAGUUCACUUGGCAGAGCAGCACGUUAGCAUGGACCUAACCCAAGGCAUCAGAGAAAUUUUACUCACUGAAGCCUUUUCAGGGCCUGUUUCGUCUUUGCACACAUUUGAAAAACCUGCUGAACCACAGCAAAACACUGGAUCUGCAGUUGAAGUUGUGUGCAACUGGUACAUGGACAAUAUCAUCAAGGAUGUGUCUGGUGCAGGAAUCCUCUUUGCUCCGAGGCACAAAUACUUCAAAAGCACUAGACCAGUUGGAGGGUAUUUUGCAGAGUCAGUCACCGACGUCAAGGAAUUACAGGCGUUUGUUCGUAUCUUCGGCGGCUAUGGAGUAGACCGGCUGGAUAGGAUGAUGAAAGUUCAUACAGCUGCCCUAGUAAACUGCAUAGAAACCUCUCUGAGGUCAAACCGGGAAUUGAUUGAGGCAGCUGCUGCAAGUAUGCAUUCUGGUGACAGAGUGGAGAGAGACGCAUCCGUUAGGCAGAUAGUGGAUUUGGAUACCGUGAUAGGAUUUUGUAUUGAAGCUGGUCAAGCUUUGGCUUUUGAUGAGCUCCUCGCUGAAGCCUCUGGAGCUGUUCUUGAAGACAAUGCAUCCUUGAUACACUCGAUGAUCUCUGGCAUCGUUGAACAUAUACCUGAAGAAAUACCUGAAAAGAAUGAAAUCAGAAGGAUCAAAGGUGUGGCAAAUGGUGUUGGCGUAGCUGGAGAUCAUGACUCUGAAUGGGUUAGAUUAAUCCUCGAAGAGGUAGGAGGUGCAAAUGACAACUCAUGGAGUUUGUUACCUUACUUUUUCGCCUCUUUUAUGACCUCAAACGCCUGGAACACUACUGGCUUCAACAUCGAGACUGGUGGAUUCAGCAACAACAUCCAUUGCUUGGCUCGAUGUAUUAGCGCUGUCAUUGCAGGAAGUGAGUAUGUGAGGUUACAGCGUGAAUACCUGCAGCAGCAUCAGUCCCUCUCAAAUGGUCAUCACUCUAGUGAAAAUCUGGACUCAGAGUUUCAACCCCGUGUAACCGCUGAAGCAAGCAUUAAAUCCGCAAUGUUACUCUUUGUGAAAUUCGCUGCAUCCAUUGUGCUAGAUUCAUGGAGCGAAGCCAACAGAUCUCAUCUUGUGGCUAAGCUUAUCUUCCUAGACCAACUCUGCGAAAUCUCACCAUACCUCCCAAGAAGCUCCCUUGAAUCACAUGUCCCAUACACAAUCCUCAGGUCAAUCUACACGCAAUACUACUCCAACACACCAUCCACACCGCUCGCGACAGCAUCUCCAUACCAUUCUCCAUCCGUAUCACUCAUCCACGCUUCUCCCUCUAUGAAAAACCCCACGACUCCCCAGCGUGGUAGUGGUAGCGGCAGCAGUAGCUCCGCAGCUGCCCCGGAUUCAGGGUACUUCAAAGGCUCAUCAUCUUCACUCUACGGUCAGGAACACUACAUGGAACCGGAAACUGGAAACUCAAGGAACAAUGAGAACAACAACAACAACAAACAAAGGGGUAGUUCCCGUCGUUCAGGACCGCUGGAUUACUCGAGUCAUAAAGGAGGGUCAGGAUCAAACAGCACAGGUCCUAGUCCACUUCCUAGGUUUGCUGUCUCAAGAUCUGGUCCCAUCUCAUACAAACAGCAUAACUAAGUAAACAACACUCCCACAUUCUACUAAAGAGAAGAAAAAACAGUUAUGUAGAGAGAGAUGAUUAGAUUUGUUGUACAAAUACCCUCGCAAGUCGCAAACACACUUGUUAUCUUGUUUAUUUAUUAUGUUGCAGUUGCACCAUUAAACUUAUGCAUAUCUUUUUUCCUUGUUAAA